GACAGCACCGUGUGCCUUGGAAUGGACUGCUGAAUUGGGAUUUACUGCAGACUCAACUGUACAGCGCUGCUCAUUGCUUCAUCUAUUACCAGUUAUUUAAAUUGGACUUUUAAUAUCCUGCCAGCUGCUGUCCACACACACAUGGUGCAUUGUUGCCAUUCUCAGAAUUGCAUCUUUGAAACCCAGGCCCUCAGUAACCUUCACAGAAGAAAGAGGCGACCUCCUGCGUACAUUUGUAGAGGGAGUUUUUGGCCCUGCUGCCCUCUGGCUUUCUGGCUGCUGCUGUAUUCCUGAGACACUAUGGAGCCCACUAUGGAGUACUGCUUAGCGCAGGUGCUGCAGAAGGAUGUUGGAAAAAGACUUCAGGUUGGCCAGGAAUUGAUAGAUUAUUUCUCAGAUAAACAGAAGUCAGCUGAUCUUGAACAUGAUCAGACUAUGCUGGAUAAAAUGGUUGAUGGACUGGCCACUUCUUGGGUAAAUUCCAGCAAUUACAAGGUGGUUCUCCUGGGGAUUGACAUCAUCUCUGCGCUGGUGUCCCGCUUGCAAGAUCGCUUCAAGGCCCAGAUUGGCACAGUGCUGCCAAGUUUACUUGAUAGGCUGGGAGAUUCUAAGGACUCAGUGAGGGAGCAAGAUCAGACCUUGCUGCUGAAAAUCAUGGAACAAGCUGCUAACCCUCAGUACGUGUGGGACAGGAUGCUAGGAGGAUUCAAACACAAGAAUUUUCGGACAAGGGAAGGGAUUUGCCUCUGCCUUAUUGCAACACUCAAUGCAUCUGGAGCUCAGAGUUUAACACUGAGUAAGAUAGUGCCACAUAUAUGUAACUUACUUGGAGAUCCAAACAGCCAGGUUCGAGAUGCAGCAAUAAACAGCCUUGUGGAAAUUUACAGACAUGUUGGUGAACGUGUAAGGGCUGAUCUCAGUAAAAAAGGAUUGCCCCAGUCUCGGUUGAAUGUAAUUUUUACAAAAUUCGACGAGGUCCAAAAAUCUGGAAACAUGGUCCAGACUUCAGUUGAUAAAAUUUUUGAUGAUGAAGACUCCGUGGAUGGGAACAGACCUUCCUCAGCCAGCUCCUCUACAUCUUCAAAGGCCCCUGCAAACUCGCGCAGAGUCGGGAUGGGCACUACCCGCAGGCUUGGCUCUGCGCCCCUGGGCACCAAGUCUUCAACAGCCAAAGAGGGAGCAGGUGCUGUGGAUGAAGAAGACUUCAUUAAGGCAUUUGAAGAUGUCCCAACAGUCCAGAUUUAUUCCAGCCGGGAUCUUGAGGAAUCCAUAAACAAGAUCAGAGAGAUACUAUCAGAUGAUAAACAUGACUGGGAACAGAGAGUUUCUGCGUUGAAAAAGAUCCGCUCCUUACUUUUGGCUGGAGCUGCAGAAUAUGAUAACUUCUUCCAACACUUAAGACUUUUGGAUGGAGCAUUUAAAUUAUCUGCUAAAGACCUGCGGUCUCAAGUUGUACGAGAGGCUUGUAUCACCUUGGGACAUUUGUCAUCAGUUCUGGGAAACAAGUUUGACCAUGGGGCAGAAGCCAUCAUGCCAACAAUUUUUAAUCUAAUUCCAAAUAGUGCCAAAGUCAUGGCCACUUCUGGUGUUGUAGCAGUUAGAUUAAUCAUUCGACACACGCACAUCCCUCGGUUAAUACCCAUCAUAACCAGUAAUUGUACCUCCAAGUCUGUUGCAGUUAGAAGGCGCUGCUUUGAAUUUUUAGACUUGCUGUUGCAGGAGUGGCAAACACACUCCUUAGAAAGACACAUAUCAGUGUUGGCUGAAACAAUAAAGAAGGGAAUUCAUGAUGCAGACUCUGAAGCCAGGAUAGAGGCAAGAAAGUGCUACUGGGGUUUCCACAGUCACUUCAGCCGAGAGGCAGAGCAUUUGUACCACACCUUGGAGUCUUCCUACCAGAAGGCCCUGCAGUCCCACUUGAAGAACUCUGACAGCAUCGUGUCCCUGCCACAGUCGGAUCGCUCCUCCUCCAGCUCCCAGGAGAGUCUCAACCGUCCACUGUCUGCCAAAAGAAGUCCUACUGGAAGUACAACAUCCAGAGCAUCUACAGUAAGUACAAAAUCUGUGUCAACACCAGGAUCUCUGCAACGAUCCCGCAGUGACGUCGAUGUGAAUGCAGCAGCUAGUGCCAAGUCAAAAGUGACGUCUUCUGGAGCAUCCACCCCCUUCAGUUCUGCUGCAGCCUUGCCCCCAGGGUCAUACGCAUCACUAGGCCGGAUUCGCACCAGGAGGCAGAGCUCUGGCAGUGCCACCAGUGUCACCUCCACGCCUGCCGAUACCCGAGGCCGCAGCCGGGCUAAAGUGGUUUCCCAGUCCCAACGAUCCAGAUCAGCUAAUCCUGCUGGUGCUGGCAGCCGGUCUAGUUCUCCGGGUAAGCUCUUAGGAAGCUCCUAUGGUGGCCUGAGCAGCGGAACAUCCAGAGUCCAGCCAGUGCCAUCCUCCUCAGAGAAGCGCAGCAAGAUUCCUCGGAGCCAGGGAUGCAGUCGGGAGACGAGUCCCAACAGAAUAGGCCUAGCACGGAGCAGUCGCAUCCCCCGACCCAGCAUGAGUCAGGGGUGCAGUCGUGAUACCAGCCGUGAGAGCAGUCGAGAUACAAGCCCUGCUCGGGGCUUCCCUCCACUUGCUUCUCGACGUCAUUCCAGGUCCACUAGUGCUCUCUCCACUGCUGAUUCUGUUGGGCAGUCAGACCGGUUUGGGCUCGGACAGCCAGGCAGGAUGCCUGCUUCUGUGAAUGCCAUGCGAGUCCUGAGCACCAGCACAGAUCUGGAGGCUGCUGUGGCCGAUGCACUGCUGUUAGGAGACUCCAGGAGCAAGAAAAAGCCGGUGAGAAGGAGGUAUGAGCCCUACGGGAUGUACUCCGAUGACGAUGCCAACAGCGACGCUUCCAGCGCUUGCUCGGAGCGCUCCUACGGCUCCAGGAAUGGGGGCAUUCCGCACUACCUGCGCCAGACUGAAGAUGUGGCUGAGGUCCUGAACCACUGCGCCAGCUCCAACUGGUCUGAAAGGAAAGAAGGGCUCAUAGGUCUUCAGAAUUUGCUGAAAAGCCAACGGACACUGAGCCGAGUCGAGUUAAAAAGGCUGUGUGAAAUAUUUACUCGCAUGUUUGCUGACCCUCACAGCAAGAGAGUCUUCAGUAUGUUUCUGGAAACCCUGGUUGAUUUCAUCAUCAUUCAUAAAGACGACUUGCAGGAUUGGCUUUUUGUUCUCCUGACCCAGUUGCUAAAGAAAAUGGGAGCAGAUUUGUUGGGGUCUGUGCAGGCAAAAGUUCAAAAAGCUCUGGAUGUCACCAGGGAUUCUUUUCCAUUUGAUCAACAGUUUAACAUUUUGAUGAGGUUUAUUGUAGAUCAGACCCAGACACCAAACCUGAAGGUCAAAGUUGCUAUCCUGAAGUAUAUUGAGUCCUUGGCAAGACAGAUGGAUCCAACAGACUUUGUGAAUUCCAGUGAGACAAGACUUGCUGUAUCUAGAAUUAUAACUUGGACUACAGAACCAAAGAGCUCAGAUGUGAGAAAGACGAUGCAUAGUUGGGUGGGUGAGGAUUUGCCAGCUAGGACAACUACAGCCUCCUCAGGGCCUGGUGAAGGAAACUUGGAAGAGAAAUGUAAACAGGCAGCACAAAUAGUCCUGAUUUCUCUCUUUGAACUGAACACCCCUGAGUUUACCAUGUUACUUGGUGCCUUGCCAAAAACAUUCCAGGAUGGUGCUACCAAGCUCCUGCACAACCACCUCAAGAACUCCAGUAACACCAGUGUGGGCUCCCCCAGCAAUACCCUUGGUCGGACUCCUUCCCGGCACUCCAGCAGCAGAACCAGCCCCUUAACUUCACCUACCAACUGUUCUCAUGGUGGACUGUCUCCAAGUCGGCUCUGGGGUUGGAGUGCAGAUGGGCUGUCGAAGCACCCCCCUCCCCUUUCUCAGCCUAACUCCAUCCCCACUGCUCCUUCCCACAAGACUUUCAGACGCUCUUACUCUCCCAGUAUGCUGGAUUAUGACACGGAGAACCUAAACUCUGAUGAAAUCUACAGCUCUCUUCGUGGAGUCACAGAAGCAAUUGAGAAAUUUAGUUUCCGUAGUCAAGAGGACCUGAAUGAGCCAAUCAAACGUGAUGGAAAGAAGGACUGUGACAUUGUGUCUCGGGAUGGUGGCCUUGCUCUCCCUAGUGGCGAUGUCCGUGGAGGCAGUGACAUGGUGGAGGGCGGAAGGAUGGCUCUGGAUAACAAAACCUCCCUGCUGAACACGCAGCCUCCCCGCGCCUUCUCAGGGCCGCGCGCUCGGGAGUACAACCCCUAUCCUUACGCUGACACCAUCAACACGUACGACAAGACGGCCCUGAAGGAAGCAGUGUUCGACGACGACAUGGAUCAGCUUCGGGAUGAAGUACCCAUUGACCAUUCGGAUUUGGUGGCUGAUCUUCUGAAAGAGCUCUCCAACCACAACGAGCGGGUGGAGGAGCGGAAAGCAGCUCUCCUGGAAUUGCUAAAGAUCACAAGAGAAGAUAAUCUUGGAGUUUGGGAGGAGCAUUUCAAAACCAUUCUGCUCUUGCUGCUGGAAACGCUUGGAGACAAAGAUCAUUCAAUCAGAGCCCUGGCGCUGCGAGUCCUGCGGGAGAUCCUGCGGAACCAGCCGGCGAGGUUUAAGAACUAUGCAGAGUUGACUAUCAUGAAAACACUGGAAGCACAUAAGGAUUCCCACAAGGAGGUCGUCAGAGCUGCUGAAGAAGCUGCUUCCACCCUGGCGAGUUCCAUCCACCCUGAGCAGUGCAUCAAGGUGCUUUGCCCCAUCAUUCAGACUGCAGAUUAUCCAAUUAAUUUAGCUGCCAUCAAAAUGCAAACGAAAGUCAUCGAGAGGAUUUCCAAGGAAUCGUUGCAUCAGCUGCUACCUGAUAUCAUUCCUGGGUUGUUACAGGGUUAUGAUAACACGGAGAGCAGUGUCAGAAAAGCCAGUGUAUUUUGCUUAGUGGCUAUUUAUUCAGUAAUUGGAGAAGAACUGAAACCUCAUCUCGCACAACUCACAGGAAGCAAGAUGAAGCUACUAAACUUGUAUAUAAAGAGGGCACAGACCACCAACAGCAACAGCAGCUCCUCUUCAGAUGUUUCAACGCACAGUUAAUGGAGAUCUGUGGACAUAUGUGUAGACUUAGCAGCAAUCAACGGUGCCUCUCAGAGACCUUUCUGCUACUCUUCACUGGCGUGCUCCAUCAGCUUAAGGAGGCCAUGCAGAUAUUUAUUGCAAUCAGUAUUUUAGUCCCUUAAAAGCUUUUAUGUAGAAUCUUACUGGUAUUGAAUGUAAAGGAAGCAAGGUCUGUGUCGCAGUCUUCAUUAAAGUGAACAUCAGAAAGCCAUACUUAAACAUAUUUGUAUAGCCUGCUGAAAUCUCAGAAAUAUGUUUAGGUUAGCAUUCUAACACUGAGUCCAAGAACCUGGACACAAGUAAAAGUCAAACAAAUCGUGUUGGUUUAGUUCAUACCCAGUUUUGGUUUCUGUGUGCUAGUUACCUGCUCUCUCCCCUCACCCAUUCUGGCUGGGUCCUUCUCUUCUUUCAAGUCUUGUGUUCCUGUUCUGUACUCCCUGUUGCAGCUUGCCUGACUUGCAGGGCCCUCCAUGGGGAGAUCUUUGCAGGUGUAGCUGUGAUUCCAGCCUCAGAUGCUUUAAUACUGAGAGAUACCAAGUGAGUAAUGAAAGUAGGUUCUUUUUAAACAUCUGAGUUUUGUACAUAGUUCUGACAGGCCCCGGAUGGGCUGAUCUCUCUGUAACUGCUAUCCAGCCAGAUGUGCUGUGCAUAACAGCUGGGCUCUUGCUCUUUUCAUUGACUUUGUAAAUACUUCUCCCCUCUCAACCCAUUUGGCUCUUUAAUAUGUUCAAAAGACUCCCCAGGUUACCUGUUACUCCCCAAAGGGAACCUGAGACCCAGUUCUGGGACCGACCUCUGCAAUAGGAUAGUGGAGUUAGGUGGGGGGGAUUGGGUUAGGCUCUGAGUGUGUCAGUGGGUGGGCAGUGGGAGCUGGCAGAGCUGUGCUUCAGUGCCAGCUGUUUUCUUUGAAAUCUGUAGCAUCAAAGGGCUGAUCUGCUGCUCUGACUGACCCACUGAUGCUGGAUGGCUUUGUCCCCACAGCUCCUUUGCACUUUGGGCAAAAUGUUCAUCCCAGAGGACAGAAAGGGUGUCUGAAUCUGAACAGAAAUACCACAUGGAAGCACCUCUGAGCCAGCUGGGACAGUGCUGGUUGCCUGCCACAGCCCCUCCUGUUCCUGAAGAGCCUGCAGUGCUGUUAACUGCCCUUAGAAACCUCCUUUGUGCCAUGUCCAUGCACAGGCUUGCUGAGUGCUCUGCAUUUCAGAAGAGUGGGGGUCCCUCACCGGGCACUGCUGACAGCAGGGUGCUCUAGGUGAGGUGUUUGCAGCCUAAUGACACAGACCAGGUCAGAGGCAAACCAGCAGCCAUCAAAUACCUCACAGCACUGCCCCUCCCUGAACACAGACCCUUCCGUUUGCAGAGGGGGAGCUCCCCCUGGCUCUGCCUGUAACCAGGGAAGGCAGGAGGUUGCUAAUUAACGUGCUGUGUUUGGCCCUGGGCUGGAUCCUGGCUGAUGGGCCUGCCCACCCCAAACCUGCCAUGGAUCACAGCUGGGGUUUUGCCUCCAGUGCCAGUGAUGCAAGAGGAUGAUGGAUUUGCAGCUUAUGGCUCAGCUGUGGUGAUGGAUGUGUGUUCCCUGGCUGCUCUCAGUGCCCUGGAGUCUCUCCAUCUUCAUCUCCUCUUUAGGGAGCUGAAGGGACACCUUGGGAACAUACUGAGAACAUGAGACUCCAUUGCUGCAGCAGGGCAGGGUACAGCCCCUUCCAUCAAUUAUCCCUCUGUGUUUCAACCCCAUCCCUGAGGAGUUAAGUGGGAGCUGACACUUGCUGCCAGCUUUUCUCCCAGUUCUCUUCUCAGGAGGGGUUGGGGCUGGUGGGGCUGUGUCACUGGGCUGCAGAGCUUGUUGGUCCCUUUCCCUGCUCACCUGAGAGCAGGGGAGUGGCCUGCUCCUGGUACACAUGUGCAGGUUUUGCUGGCUGCAGGGCUAAUUCCCUCAUCUUUCCCAACCAGCAAUGCUAUGGCAGGAAAAACCAUGUGCUUUCCUGGGGUGGGGGAUUCCCCCAGGGUCUUUCUGCAGGCUCAAAAAAGCCAUCCUCACUGAAGGGGGGGAUUGGUUGCUCUGUGGUUCGUGUCUGCCGUUCCAUGGACCAUUUCUUUUCCACAUCUUUCUGUAUGCUUGUUAGAGUGCUAUUUUUAAUUUUUUUGAAUGCUUCAAAUUUGAUUUUAACACAAAUUUAUUUUUCCUUUUGAGGAAAUACUCAGUUGACUUGUUGGCAGCAGUUAAGCUGUCUUGUUUGAAUUUUUAGUAGUGGGCUAGGUUUUUUGGGGGGGUGUUGGUUUUUUGUUUUGGGUUUUGUUUUUUUUUUAAUUGUUAACUGCUUAGUAUUUAUGCCUCUCUUUCUCGCCGUCUCAGCUCAGCAUCUUCUGUUCCAGCUCUGGGCUUCAGAAGGUCAGCAUAGCUGACCAGGUGGUGUUAGUCCCUCCCAGCUGUGAUGGAGCUUGGUCUAUCAUCAUUUGCUGAUUGUUGGUUUUGAUUUUUUUCCUUUCCAUUGAAUGGCACACUGUAGCAAAUCUCCAGGAAUGGAAUUCCUUCUGAAAUGAUUUGACCUGCUUUAUGGAACGCUGUUGGUAUGCACUGAGAGUGAAGGCGCUGUGCCAUCCCUGGCGCCGCAGUCGGGUCCAGGCUGGCCCUUGAGAAGGUGCCCAGGCCAGGCUGUGCUUCCCGAGGCACCACAGGGGCUGCAGGGGGAACCAGGCCUUACUUCCUGACCCAGAUUCAGUUCUGUUCGUCAACAGAUGCUCAUCAAUGUGCUACUUGAUUCCACGGCGUGGGUCGAGGACUGUCCAUCCUUUGAGUACUCCAGGGCGUGUUCUCCCUGUACACAGCAGGAGCAUUCUGCUUGGGUAUUUAUAAAUCAUCACUGACAAUGUACAUAGUAGGGGUCUUUAGAACGUUGAACGUGACCCAGUUUUUAUUUUGUGUUUCCUUUGAAGUACUCAAAGGGCUAGCUCUGAAUGUCACCUCUCUGAUCUCCAGUUUUGACUUCAACAAGCUGUACAAUCAUCUUGUUUUCUCUUCAGCAAGCAUAAAGGUCUCUCUGGCUACAAAUCACAGUGUCCACGCACGCUUGCAGAGGAAGGUCUGCAUGCUGCAGUGCCUCACUGCUCUGGUGAAGCUUGUGCUCACCUUCUCCUGGCAGUAGCCACCUACUGCAGCUGCCUUUUUUUUUCUUGCUGCCCAUUAUGCAGGGCUUCAAUUUUUCGUACCUUUAAAAAAAAAGGAAAAAUAAAAAAAGGGGAAAAAAAAAAAAGAAAAAAAAAAAGUGUAUUUUCUUUGCCCACCAUGCUUUAAAAAUCUGAAUGGGAGAAAACUCUCAGCAGACAGCAGCUCUUGGCUGCAAGGUUGCCGAAAUCUCAGAUGUGGAUGUUUUUUCUGCCAUUGGCUGCACCAGUGCUCCGUGGGCAUGGGCAAAUCCCGGCUCCAUCUGCCCCACAGGUCUACGUACUGUAGUUCUCAUGUAGUUCAGAAAUACCGAGGCAUGUGGCUUUCUUAAGGUACACUAUGUGUGCUUGCCUGGAUUACAAUACAAUACAAGACUGUCUUUUUAAUUGCUUAUUACUAGCUUACCAAUAACCUGUAUAAGUAAUGUAACUUGCAUCUUUGUCAUCAGAACCUUUUCUCCCCACCCCUUUAUUUAUCAAGCAUAAUAUUACAUAUUAAGGGACAGAAAAAUAGACCUUUGUAGUACACAGCAGGACGUUGCUAACAAUGUUUUAAAUGGGAAGUAAAAAAUGCUCUGAAAAAUGCCAGCCAUGAGAAAUGACUUUGUUGGCACCGUGUUCAUGCGCAUGUAUUUUUUUCUAUUUUUUCCGCUUUUGUCAUGUUACAUCCAUAUCUGUAUUUAUAUCUUAUUUGUUUCACUUUUGAGUGUAUCAUGGCAAUUGUACAGAUGUUUUUUGUUAACAUUUACGUGAUAGACUUUGCUAAAAAAAAAAAAUUAAAAUAAAACCUUUUGAGUUUGCCCUAGAA
Molecule: messenger RNA, 9100 nt
Organism: Passer montanus (Eurasian tree sparrow)
Lineage: Eukaryota; Metazoa; Chordata; Aves; Passeriformes; Passeridae
Gene: CLASP1
Product: cytoplasmic linker associated protein 1
Exons: 43
Coding region: 301-5109 (1602 amino acids)
Biological process (GO): mitotic spindle assembly
Cellular component (GO): cytoplasmic microtubule; spindle microtubule; microtubule organizing center
Molecular function (GO): microtubule binding; kinetochore binding
Source: RefSeq, a predicted model, not a curated record